CUUUCUCUUUGAUCAACAACAGCAGCUGUAGUUCACCGCUUGAAUUCCUUCCGACUUCGGCACGACUGCGGAAGAAAUGAUUGGGUUAAAGAUAAUCAUUUUUCUGUGCGUUGUCAUGGCGAUGACCAACAGUAUCAUUGGCCAAAACUCGACAUUCAUCGAUGAAGACUGUUUCCAAUGCCUUUGCGAGGGAGCGACCGGCUGCAAUUCGACCGCAGGCUGCCAAUCAACCUACCACGGAGCCGAAUUCUGCGGUCCAUUCCAUAUCUCGUGGCAGUACUGGCUUGACGCUGGAUCGCCCUCCAUACUUGACGUUACUAAGCCUACUUUUGAGGAUUUUAAAGACUGCGCCAACGAUUUCAGCUGUGCUGCAACUAUUGUGAGGAAUUAUUUACAGAAACUCAUCAUCAGCAAGAAGGUGGACUGCAAUGGCGAUGGUGAAAUAAACUGCAUUGACUUCGCUCUAACACAUAAACUGGGAGGUUAUAACUGCCACCAGAAAGACGAUCGCCCUACAAAAUACUAUGGCAGAUUCUACGCAUGUUGGAAUAACACUGGAAGUGAAGAUUACUCAUAAAGUGCAUCGUAUAAAAUGUCAAAACCAAAUAAUUGUUCAUCCGACAAGAAAAAUUGUCUUCCCAGUUUUAUUAUUUCUAUUGUGCAUUGCAAGGCCGUGUCUAAUUGAUUUUCGUCGAUAAAAUCUCAUCAAAACAUUGGAUGUGGAUCGUAUUUUGGAAAUAGCCAUUUGAAGCCACAGCGUAAUUGGCAAAAAUAUGCAGUGAUGUCUAAUUUUGAUAAUUAAGGCACUUAUCAGAGUAAAUAAAAGAAAAUUAAAGGGAACUUAGCUAAAUCUAGCGAGCUCGUACAUAGAAGGUAGUAUAACGUCAUUACUAAAGACCCUCCCACUCAUUGAUACUGUAGUGACGUACGUUACUAGAUACCCCGCCCAUAUACUUUAUGAAUGAAGACUCAGAUGCUGGUAGUAGUAGUAAUAGUAGUAUAUUAAAUUCUGUUAUUGUUUCACACAUUCAAACUCCCAAGUAGAGCAGUACAAUUAAGGAAUGGGCAUUAAAUGAGAAUAUCAAUUUUGUAAUACAGUUCCAUGGUGCAAUCCAAGUUUCUGUUGAUCUGAAAUAUGCACCACGUCUUAAACAGUCUUUGAAAACUGUUGUUACCCUGCAGUUUCAAGGAUAUGUGAAGUAUCGUUCUGAUACCCGCGAAAUUUGCCAAGCGGUCUUAGGGUCUAUGUGGAUAAAGACCAGUAUUUAGCCAAUGAAUAAAAAUGCAUUAUUUAA
Messenger RNA from Macrobrachium nipponense, 1295 nucleotides. Its product is annotated as invertebrate-type lysozyme-like. Lineage: Eukaryota; Metazoa; Arthropoda; Malacostraca; Decapoda; Palaemonidae. The transcript has 4 exons. The coding region runs from base 77 to 577 and encodes 166 amino acids. Gene Ontology annotation, molecular function: lysozyme activity. The record is from RefSeq and is a predicted model, not a curated record.